GACCGACCAAAGAAGUGCAAUAAUCCUAAAGUUUGCAAUUUGUGGCACAAGUCUGGAGUUAGAUACAUGAGAACGUGCCAACCUUGCCCUGAUAUCUACCCAUGGACUGGCAAAACUGGUGUGAGAAACAGCAGGGUGGAUAAUGAAGUCAUAGAGGAAUGAACUGUGUCAUCAGAUGUAAAUAUACGUUUAGGAAUGAGUGUAUGAAGAGAAGCUCUAGAGCUUUGAAGAAAUUGUUUGACUUAGUUGUGAGUUUGUUCAAGAGAUUCACAGCAGUCAAGGAUUUUUUAAUUUCAAAUUUGCAAUAUUCUUGUAAAAAAUUAGUCAAAAACAAUAUUUGUGGCCUGUUUUGACUUAUUUUUUCAUGAAUCUGUAUUUGUUAAACUUGAGUUUUUUUAACUUUUACAGAUUGUUAAUGGUUUUUAGUUUAUCCUUGGGAAAAUUAAACUCUGUUUAAAGAGUAAUACAUUUUGGACAUCUUACUUAUCAAAAUCUGCGUAAUGGAAGUAAUCAACUCGUUUGUAUGAUAGAUAUAUUUUUUUACAAUCCUUAGUUCUCAGACCUAAUGAGUUUGGUUUCUAUUUAAAUUCAAGAAAAAGGAACAAAAUUUGCAUUCCUUUACUGUCUUAUGCUCCCUGCUGAGAUAUGAGAUCUUGAGAAGUUCAUAAACUUUUAUAUUGAAUGUUCCGUCUUUGACAUCCUUUAAUGUUUACUAUUUUGACAAAAUAAUUGCCAAACAUUUGCUAAUUAUUGAAUUUCCUAUGAUGAAACAAAGGCAAUACUGGAAAUUAAUUUAAAGUAUUUAUUUUUUUAGUGUAGUUCUUUGCCAUUGUGGCUAGAAUUAAUGAUUUAUGCCUACAUAAGAUUCAUGUUGGUUUUAUUUUACUGGACAUGCUUUGAAAAGACCUUUACUUACUGGUACAAGGAAGAAGUAUUUACAGUAAGACAGAUUUAAAAAAAAUUAGACUAUGACAAUUUUUAUUUAUUAAUUGAAUGAGAAUUGCAGAUGAAUAAAGAAAAUUUUGAACCUGCACAUCAUUCAAUUUAUAUUUUUAUGAAAUUUUGUAAAUUUAAUUUACUGUUGGACUAAAAAAGAAAAUCAAAUUUAUUCUUCCUAGAAUAUAACAUUAUUUGUGUGCUUGCAUACAUUUUCUUAAAAGGAUUUUAAUUGUUAUUUUAUACAGGUUACUACUAUCAUGUUAGAAAACAUUUUUGAAAUUUUUUCUAGAUAUAAGCGUGAAUCUCAUCAUCUUGCACACCUUCUGGAAAACACUUUAUAUACUGUGUUGAGGUUUUGGAACAUUAUUUUACAUACCUUUUUCACAUCAGAUUUAAAAAUAAGAAUCUGAAGUGAAUUUGACUAUUGUGCCAAAAUUAGUUCACUGGACUGUCAAAUAAUGAAUGUCAUUUUUUUUAAUGUAUUUGAUGAGUCCAAUGAACUAAUGAACUAUAACAACUGUACACACAUAUUCUUGAAGUGGUAAACAGUAUAUCAAUUUGUUUCUAAGAAUAAUAGCACAUUGUAUAUAAGGGAAUUAUGAACAAGUUCUUAAUUGCACAGAAAAAUCUGAAUUACUAGAAUGAUGAAUGAAAUGUAUGUUACAAAAGCACAUAGAGUAAUGUUGGCAAACUAAAAGUUUGUUCUUCAGAUUUUAAUACUUUGGUGAAUUGUAAUUUGAAGAUUAUCAGUAAGUUAUAAAUAUAAAUUAUUCAGAUAGUUGUGAUGAUAAUUUCUGUUAAUCCAUUCAACUUUAAAAAACACCAGACAAAGAUGGAUAAUAUUAAUUUUUUU
Messenger RNA from Gryllus bimaculatus (two-spotted cricket), 1792 nucleotides. The record is from the annotation of a GenBank genome assembly. NCBI's taxonomy places the organism in Eukaryota, Metazoa, Arthropoda, Insecta, Orthoptera, Gryllidae.